This is a messenger RNA of Eufriesea mexicana, 5236 nucleotides long. RefSeq names its product Rap GTPase activating protein radish (gene rsh). Gene Ontology annotation, molecular function: GTPase activator activity; protein binding. Gene Ontology annotation, cellular component: cytoplasm. NCBI's taxonomy places the organism in Eukaryota, Metazoa, Arthropoda, Insecta, Hymenoptera, Apidae. The record is from RefSeq and is a predicted model, not a curated record. Gene Ontology annotation, biological process: regulation of small GTPase mediated signal transduction.
AUGACAGCGGUCUGUUUCGUGUGCAACCUGCCUAUCUUGAGCCACCAGGCCGGACUGACAUGGCAAGAAGGAAAUGGCUGGGACGAUCUUGUGCGAGAGCAGGAGGAGGAGUCCAUUUUGAGGCAGCAUUUUGGGACAGGAAGACGCGACUCAGCGACACAGAUCACAUCGGUAUCACCGCCGAACGAGUUGCAUCACUCGACUGCACCGAAUCAGCGUCGUCGACGAUCCAGUUUAGCCCAGCUGACGGACAUCCUGCGGGAAUGGAGCGGUGGUGGCGGUUCCGGGAAAAGCGACCGCGGGAACAAGCUGCACCGUCGCGAGACCCUGGCUGACAUCAUGAAGUCCUCGCCGUGGUCCAGACAGACGACCACGGACGCCAGUCACUUGGAAAGGCUGCGGAAGAGACGGGAGAGCUCGGUGGACGGCGGGAUCAGGAACCAGGCGUCCACGAAGUCGAGGAAAGAGUCGACGAUCAGCGAGCUGAAGAACGACUUCGCUAGGCUCUGGGGCAAGAAAGAGACCCCUCAGCCGCCUCCUGUGGUCACCUCGCCUACUUAUAAAGGCUCCAGCGACUCGAGGAGCUCCCGACGCGGUUCCAGUGAGAGCGCGAGGACCAAAAGCCAGGGCGAGCGGAAGCAUAAUUGCAGUCAUCACAGACGCAGACAGUCGCAGCAGUCGAUGGACAGCGGCAGUAGCGUGAUACAAGCGAAAUAUUACAGGAGCGAUCAAAGACCGAGCGCUUCCAGCACUGAUAGCGCGGCCAGCAAUGCUGCCAGGGAGUACAUGGAAGCCCGCAACUCGAUGGACAGAAGUGACCGGUCGAGCAGCAUCGAGGGUAAGGCACCCGUGACGAAAAGCAGCGAGUCAAAAACGUCCAUCACCACCACCACUACAGUGUCUUCGUCGACCACCGUGGUGACCACGUCGUCGUCCCUGUCCGUAGACCCGAAAUCCUUCACAGAGAGCAAGACUCUGACCCUCGACGCGACCGCCACGCCACCUACAAUCGUCAUGUCGUCGGUCACCCCGCCAGGCAUCUCUCUGACCGUUGGCAGCAGCCUUCCGCUACCUGGAACUUCCACUUCCGGUAGCUCCAGUCCCGUUGGCUCACCCAACGUCAGCACACCGACACCACCUUUGCUCACCUCCAGGAGGAACUCGACUACACAGUGUUAUCAGAAGGGGAAAGAGGCCUCCCCAAACAAGAUGUCGAGAUUAAUACGACAAUCUGCUGCCAUAGAUGAGUCAAUGCCACCAGCUCGACGACGCGGAAGUCAGCCGACUCUGUCACCGGAUACUGACGAAGGAGGACGAAGAGCUCGGAAAGAUUCGCUGAGCCCAGAUUCCGCUUCGUACCCACGACGCCGUGACUCGAAGAGCCAUCUGAGUCCGGACAGGGCAGUCGAUAAAAGGGAUAUCAGUCCUAUCAGAGAGAGAUCUCAGCUGACACGGCAGUCAAUGUCGAUGGCCGGUCGGUCGCCACCCAGGUCACCAGAUAGCUCUUCCUGUUCGUCGAGAGACCCAAGUCCCUGUGCUCGUGCACCAAGAGGUAUGCCACAUGCUCCCAUGGCGAGAAGACACUCGACGACAAAGGAGAUCCUCAUGAGUCGUGGCUUUCGACGACAAAGCACCAUAGAGGAGACGAUAAAUCGUCGAAACUUUCGCAGACGAAGCUCUCAAGGCGAAAGGGUUCAAAGAUAUCAAGGACGAAGGGAUAGCUCGACUCAAAUUACCGACGGGACAUUCGCCACGAUGUCAGUCGAGACAUCGAACACCUUUUUUGACAGCAGCACGCAGACUGAACCGUCACCACUGUACGACAACAAUCACUACCAAUGCCGAAAAUGUAACAGCUGCGGCCUGAAUCUCACGGGACCCAACUACAAACGGGCUAGACGGUUCAAGAACCAAAUACUUUGCGAUCUUCACUUCGCUGACGUGGCGCUGAUGGAGAGCUCGGACUUCAUGCAGCAGUUGCGCAGCUUCAAAUCACAAAGUUUAGGCUGCGCAGUUGCACGACGGAAGUCAUCCACCACCUUAAUAUUCCCGUUGCCACCGCAAGCUUGCUCAGACGAGUUCUGCAACGAGUUCCCUCACAACCUGGUGCCAACACCUGGCUACUGGAUCGAGUGUUCCAGACAACAGAUCACCUCUGACACGAUCUGGGACGAGAGCGAGAGCGGAGAGGCUACAGACAACGAGCUAGCAGAGGUUCCACAGGAAACGGAAACCGACGAGCUGCCCAGGAAGAAGACCACGAUCGAGGAGCACUGGGAGAAGAACCAAGGCUUCGAGCUGACAUCCGUGGAGCAGGAGACCUACGAGAAGUACUUCUACAAGAAUGAUCAUUGGAAUUAUUUCACCAAUGACGAAGACCUCGGACCUGUCAUACUCAGCAUCAAGCAGGAGAACUUGAACAGUCGGGAUCAGUUCAGAAUCCUCGUCAGAGCGAUCAGUUAUACCGCGCAUGGACUCAUCCCUGCCAGCUCUGUGUUCGCUGACAGGUAUAAUCGCGAGGACGUGGUACGCAGCUUAGGCACAGAGGUGAACGUAAAUCCGCCAUUAACGUUAGGCCAAUUACCCGACACCGAAGACGAGCUUCUGAAGCUGGAUCAGGUGUUCAUUAAAUCCGAGUUGAAAGUUGGCGUGCUGUACGUUCAGGAGGACCAACGUACAGAGGAGGAGAUACUGGACAACCACGAGAAUUCGCCAUUGUUCGACGAGUUCCUUCAGAUUCUGGGCGACAAGAUUCGUCUGAAGGGUUUCGAUAAGUACAAGGGUGGAUUGGACACGAUUCACGACCUUACCGGGUUGAAUUCCGUGUAUACUAAUUGGCGAGGCAUCGAGAUCAUGUACCACGUGUCCACGUUUCUUCCUAACGAGAAACACGACGUGCAGAGGGUGCAAAAAAAACGACACAUCGGUAACGACAUAGUGUGCGUGGUGUUUUUGGAAGCAGAUAAUACUGCGUUUAAUCCAGCUUGCAUGAAGUCACAUUUUCUCUACACGUUCAUCCUGGUUCGAGUCAGUCCACGAAUAAAGAGGAAGGUUACCAGAUACGAAGUGUCCGUUGCCACGAGGGACGAGGUUGGAGCUUACAAGCCCUAUCUUUGGGAACAAAAUGUCUUUAAAAAGGGUCCCAUGUUUCGCGAGUGGUUACUGACGAAGAUCGUGAACGGAGAGAGAGCCAGCUAUUCUGCGCCAAAAUUCGCUAAGAUGCAAGAGAGAACGAGGACGCAGAUGCUGGAAGACAUCGUGGCUAAUCUGACCAACCACGCGGAGACUGGACAAAUUCCAAAACCAUACAGACGAGGCUCUUGGAGGCCGAUUGGCCAUAUGAGACCAUCUUCGCCGCUCUUGGACUCGGUCAGGGAUGAAUUCGAGGACCUUGAUCAACUCGCCAAGGACUUCACCAAAGUAUUCUUGAAUAAUCAGGAAGAGAGCACGUUGAACACGAGUCUGUUCGACGUUUCUUUCUUGGUACACGGUCCACAGAAGCAGAAAGUUAGAUUCUUCGGUGUUAGGGCAAUCUUGGCUGUCAGAAGCAGAGUAUUUCAAGAGAUGCUGUACGGAAUUCAGGCAGGAUUCGGAAGUCCACAGGCACCAGUCGCUGAGUUACUCGCCAGACCAGUGCCCGCAUUGAGCCCUCAGAAACCACGAAGCUCCAACUUCCUUCAAGUACCUGACGUGGAGAGUCCAAGACCUAAAAGCGUGCCCUCGUCGCCGAUGAUGAAGCGGGCGUUCUCGAGGCUUAGCACGAUCACCACAGGCUGGGGCAGGAGCAUAAAGAAGCACGGCAAUGGGAACACCUUGCAGACCGAGGACAAGAAACGUUGGGCCAGCUCACAGGAUUGCAGCAACAAAGAGGCGAAAGAAAAGGAGAAAGCUGCUCAACAGUUACCGGUGCCAAGACUCAGCGUGUGCGCGGAUGCGCAGAAGGUUGACAGGGCAAAGUUGGCGCAGACAGAGUUCGACAUCAUCGAGUUCGACCCGAUGACAUUCAAGAUCCUGCUGAUCUACCUGCAGACAGGCUCCUGUCGUCUGACGUGCAGCAACAUACCAGGCCUGAUCUGCGCCGCGGAGCACUACGAUCUGCCGGAUCUUUUGCAGGCGUGCUUCCGCCAUGCGAAGCAGUACCUGCGCGUCGAGAUCGUGUGCGUGAUGCUGUCCGCGUUGGAGAACUAUUGCUGGCGUUACACGUCCGCCUCGGAGCUGGUCAACAUGAUCCUGGCGUUCAUCGAGACCAGAGCCUGCCAGCUGUUCCGGAAUCCUGAUUUUCUCAGACUGAGCGAGUCGAUGGUCCAGAUGAUCAUGUGCAGAAGUCUCGAAGUGGGCGAGAUUAGGAAGUUCGAGGCGAUGAUGGAAUGGGCGAAUAAUAGAAUCAAAGAUAGAAAGUCGACCAAGGUGGACCCGGAGGUCGAGUUCAAGUGUAUCAUGGAGAGGCUCAGCAAAGACCUGAAGCUGCACAAGAUAACGCCUCAGGAACUUAUCAGGAUCGUGCUGCCAUCAAAGGCGAUCAAAAACGAGAGGAUCCUCGAAACACUGGUAUACCAGGCGAACUCAGGGAUCUACAGGAACGUUGACAGCUACUUGGAGGCUUAUCAAAAGAAAGUGCAGAACCAGGAGAGUUUCGACUGCGGCUUGUAAGGAACUAUCGUGCGUAGUGUACCAUUACAAGCAGCUCUUACUUUCACCCUUAUAAGCACGGAUGAAACGCGUACCUGAGCAGAGUUGACUACAAGUUCGCCAGCACAAAUAAGGGUGAUCUUAACCAACAAAGGGAAUACUUCAUUCAGGAAUUCAUUGUCGAUGAUAACCACCUUAAUCCAAACUUCACGACGAUGAUCACGCCAAGAUCUCUGACACUGUUGUCAACUGUAGACACUGUCAACUAUAGAUCCGCAUGAUUGAUAGACAGAUUGCUAGAAAUUGGAUGAAACUGAAUCCAAGACGAGACAAACCACAGACUUGAGAACUCUUUAAAGGAAGGAAUAAAUUUAUUUUUCUCAAAAAUAUGGGCGAGAAGAAUAGUACGACUCGCUGAACACGAGGAGCUCGAGGCAGGAAAGGAGAUGAAGAAGAUCUCGUUGACUGAAGGAGAAAAUGGAGUCUGAAAUGACGCGAAGCAAGCAAACUGCACAAAUUUCAUAUAGUUAAACGAGAGAAAGAAGAGAAACGAUGGAACGACGUUGAAAGUAACACAGCCAACGGCACAAAUUGCCAUUUUUGUCAA